Messenger RNA from Camelus dromedarius (Arabian camel), 10538 nucleotides. RefSeq names its product shisa family member 8 (gene SHISA8). The record is from RefSeq and is a predicted model, not a curated record. Gene Ontology annotation, biological process: regulation of short-term neuronal synaptic plasticity; regulation of AMPA receptor activity. The transcript has 4 exons. The coding region runs from base 5194 to 6393 and encodes 399 amino acids. Gene Ontology annotation, cellular component: AMPA glutamate receptor complex; dendritic spine membrane; postsynaptic membrane. NCBI's taxonomy places the organism in Eukaryota, Metazoa, Chordata, Mammalia, Artiodactyla, Camelidae.
GGGCUGCGGAGGUACGGACAACUGCCCAAGGUCACACGGAGAGUCAAGGAGCCAGGAGGACGCAGACGACCAUGAGCCGGUCUAAUGCUCUUUGCAGGGACUCUGUGGGGCGGGGAAGCUGCCCUGGUGUGAGGCGGGAGGUGUACUCAGGAGUCCAGGGACCGAACGGGCCUCUGAGCAUCUCCUCACUCCCCUCAGCUGCAGAGAAUCUGAGGACCAGCCCCGGGCGUCCUGCCCGGAUCCAGGACGCUGACAGCUACUCAGGGCAGGUGAAAGUCUAUCUCGGCAGCUCCUGCGGUCAGGGGGAACUGUGGCACCUCCACUGCCAGCCUACAGGCGCCGGAAGGCGGGUCUCCGGGACGGAGGGGGUGGGGCCAGGGCGAGGGGCGCGGCAAAGGGCGGGGUGAAGGAGAGAGGUGGGGCUCAGGAACCUGAGGCUACAAGGCAGCAGGAAAGGGGCGGGGCCAGGAGCAAGUAGAGGGAUGGGUUCAAGGCCCACCCACAACGAAAAAGGGACGCAACAGACGAGCGGCGGCACUAAGAACAACUGUAGACCCUCCAAACUCUGGACCUCACACGGGGUCCCCGUCCUCACGCGCGGCCCGAACCAGGAGGGUUCAAGUGCCAGGCAUGGCCCGGACUUUGGGGAGAUCUGGCCUUCCCCCCACCGCCCCCACUCUCCGGCUCCGGACUCGGAGCUGACCUCGGAGUUGUGUCGCAAGAACCGGCAGGCUGGCGGGACAGGGCGCGCCUGCCCUGGACGGACCCGCUGUGUGGCCUCCGCCGAGUACUGUCCUCUCUGGGUCUGUUCCCGCGCUACAGUCCUGGUGGGCAGCUCCGGAUUUGUACCUUCACUGGGUGCAUGAGGAACUGGGAAGGGAAGCUGAGUCCCAGCUCGCAGCCCUACCACUCCUAACCGCCUCUUCCUCACGACCUCAGGAGUCCUAGCGCCCCCUCCCUCCCACAGGCAGCUGGAGCCUGAGUCACGAGCUGCCUCUUAGGGAGACAAAGGAGCUGCGGGCCCUUCCCUCCAGACCCCCCUCCCGGUACUUAGAUGGCAUCUGCACUAGCAGGGAGCCUAUAGUCCCCUAGAAUCUCUGCUACUUGGGUAACCCUCCACCAUGGAGGAAAUGGAAGCGAAAUGGGCUUGGAAAUGAGGACUUUGAGGCUUGUGGAUGGCACCCACGGUGGCAAUCACCAUCUUAGCACCGCUGUGGUAGGGACUCCCACGAGGCUGCAUGUUCCUGGAUGUUUCUCAGUCAGAGCUGUGCUGGCUUCUCCCUGCAGCCCUACUAAAAAGGAGCUAGCAGCCCAUCUUAUGGAUGAGAAAACUAAGGCCUAGAAAGGUUGAUUGGCCUUUUUAGAGCAGGAAUUCCAACCCACAUUAGUCUGGCUUCAACAUGAAGAAUGAGUAGGAGCUCACACUGGGAGGGGCUGGAAAGGCUUUCCUGAAAGAGAGCCCAGCCUGUGGGAAGACCUGGGGGCUCAUGGAGGAGUUGGCAUGUCAGGCAUUAGUCAGGCACUGGGUGUGCUGUCAGUGGGUAGGAACACUUCCCUGGCCUCUAGGCUGGGGUCCUCCAGGUGCUCUCUCUGUACUGAACUGGCCAGAAAGUAGGUUCACAGUGUAGGUUCCUGGCCAGACUCUGGCCCUUCCAGGCUGUGUGCCAAUCACAGCAAAUCACUUCCCCUCUCUGGGUCUUGGGUUUCUCUCUAGGAGGGCUGGGCAGACUGGUGAGUUACCACCUAAAACACAGACACUGAGGCCCAGGUCAGGCUUCUUAAAUGUCCACGACCUCCCAGGACCCUGAGUCUUAUCCAGGCACCAGGUGAGGACUCAACAGUGAGGGAAGAACACGUUUGCGUGGGUGCAUCCACACCGACACACACAUACACACAUGCUCACGUGCGGGAAAGGCCCUCACAGUCGCACCAGCCCAGACAUGCACACUCACUCACACCGUGAGCACACUCAGACACCGGCACACUCCAGCUGCCGGCUUUUGGAGCUGGGGGUGGGGCAGGUGCCCUUCAGGAGCAGAGACACAGCUCCUCUGCCCGCCCCGUGGGGCUCGCUGCAGAUGCCAGGGGUUAUUUUAAGCCUGGAUCAAUAGAUGAUUUUUGGUGACACAGGCUUGGUGGCGGAGGGCAGUGGAGAUGAGGGGCAGGUGCUCUGGUGCCUUGCUAUGGAGAGAGACCCCAGAGUCCAGGGAGGGCAGCCUGGGCAAAGGGGUCCCUCCUCAGCUGCACUGCUCCAUCUCUAGAUCCCCUUACCCAGCACAUAGCUUGGCACCUGGGGGGCAAUGUCAGCUGAAUGGCUGUGGUCUGUCUUUACAUUUGCCUUUUCCUGCACCCCUUCCCUCCAAGGCUGUGUGCUCACAUGGAGAGGGCACUGAGUGCCUGGCGUGGACCUGCUAGAUGUGGGCAUCUAUGGUUCCUUGCUGACCAUUGAACCAGACUGAGAUGGGGAGGAAGCCAUGGGUGUGGGGAGGAGCUGGAGGUUGGACAAUAGGUCAAUUCUCCCCAGGUGCAGGAUGGACUGGAAUAUAGCUCCUUUAUUGGGUAAAUGGAGAUAUAGAUAUAUAUCCUGAUUGCAGUCAACUUGGGGUGUAAGUUGAGCAGAACACUCAAUGAUGCCAGGACAGUGGGAGCAAGAGAAGGGCCCAGGAAGGGGUUGUAACCAAGAGGAGAGCAUUGGAAGACUUGUUCUGGGCCCAGUAGGGUCAUUCUACCUGGAAAGUGUCCACAGUCCUGGGGGGGUGGCGGGGCUCAGAAACAAGUCUUUUUAAACCUAGUGCCCAGCAAUAGGAUGAGAAAGAGGGGAGAAGUAGCCACCAUUGGAGCCCCAGUAACCUAGAGGGCUGCUUGGCAGAGUAUUGUGUGGGCAUUGAUACAAAGUGGACAGUUUGUGCCAUGGAUUCCAUUUCUAGGGAUACCAGCUAAGGAAGCAGAAAAGCAUGCACAGAAAAUAUAGUUACAAAGUUCUAAAGCAGAAUAACAAGCUGAAAGUUUGACAGCAAAAAGUAAACUAAAACCCAGUUAUAAAACAGUAUGAAAAUCAUCAGUUGUCCUUACUGAUGAGAUUAAGGCAAUUUCAUUUUAUCCCUUUGCUCAUCUAUUUUCUUCUCUAAAAUUGUAAUGAAGUCUUUUAAUGGGGUGGGGUCUUCUGGGCUGCAUCAGAAGCAUGUUUGUGAGGGGGGAGGGUAUAGCUCAUGUGGUAAAGCACAUGCCUAGCAUGCCUGAGGUCCUGGGUUCAAUCGUCCACUGAUAAAUAAAUAAAUAAACCUAACUACUAACUACCUCUUCCCUGAAAAAAAAAAAAGUUUUUUUUUUUAAAUUAAAGAAAAAAUAAUAAGAAGAAGUGUAUUUGUGGGUGGAGGAGGGAGGAGCAGAUUGUCUUUGGCCAGGGCAUGAGGAAUCACCUGAUGAGGGAGGGUGUUGGGGGGAGGUCACACCCUUCCUGUCAACCCACUAAUACCUGAAAUUAGUCUGUCAGCCCCUCAUCUCAUCAACAGAACUUGAUCCUCCUUUAAAUGUAAAUCCUUCUCCCUCUUCCUCCCUCCACCUCCUCCAUUUUUAUAAGCUGAUCCCAGUUGCUGAAUGAAGAGAGGAUGCAAAAGAGAGCAGGAAGGACCCAAGGAGCCUAAAUUCUUCAACUAAAACUGGAGACUAGAGUCACUUCACCUGAUUCAUUCAGCAGAUAUGGCCGAGGCCUGUGCUAUAUGGAAACUCGUGAAAUGGCCCCAGGAGCCCUUGCCCCCCCUGGUGCUCCCAUCUAGACAGUGGGAGCUUCUAUAUUGAUCUCAGCCUCCUAGAAGGGAAGGAUCAUGAAUCUGCCCUCCAGGAACAGUUUUUGAUGUUAAAAUGAGAAACUAAGGCAGAGAAAAAGCAAGGCACCCCAGCUCAGUCACAUUUCCCAGUUAAAUCCAACUUCAAAAACGCAGCUGAAUAGUGUUCAGAGUAGGUUCCGUACUUGCCCACCCCUCUUACCCUCCUCCCCUGGGCUUGAGAAAGGAGACAAGGGUCCUGUGGGGGCCCGGGUGAAGGGUACGCCAAUGGCUCUGCCCCCAGGUAGGGCUCCCACUGUCCUCAUCCAAGGCAGGGGCUAAUCCAAUCUUCUCCCCUUCACACCUAGGGAGGCAGAGAGAUCCCUAGGUGGACAGCACUGACCAGGCCAUACCCAUAGUCCAUAGUUGGGGACUUCCUAGGACCCCCGAGGGGCCUGCAAGAAGUUCUAGGACCAGAGCGCGCGCCCCAGGGUUAGCGCAGCGCCCUAGGCUGUGCGGAGGGGACCCAUAACUUGGUCCUCUGCAGCGGUUCUGCUGGGGGUUUCCUUCCUAUUUGACAUGCGAAAAAUCGAGGCGCAGACAGGGGAACGGCCCUUACUCAUGUCACACCUCUGUCUCGAUCAGAACUGACGGAGGGGACGGGGGGGGGGGGGAGGCGACAACGACGCUCCGGGGCUGCUCGAUCCCUUCAGUCCCCGCACCUGUAAAACAGAAGGGCUCCCGCCGCGGGCCUAAUGUCCGAAGUAACAGUCCCGAGGGUGGUGAGCUGAACCCCCUGGAGCUCCAGUUCUGAGGAAUGCUUAGGGCAGGCCUUCGGGGAGGGUCCCCGGUGGGGCGCCCCGGCUAUGCGGGCCCUGCCGCGCUCCCUCCCCUCGCCGCGGCCGCGCUCCUCCCCCGGCUCUGCCUCCCUCCCGCCUGCCCUCCUUCCCCCGCUCUCCCUCCCCCGCCAGCCCGAGCCCGCGCGGAGCCGGAGCCGCAGCCAGAGCGCGGGUAGCGCGGAGCGGGCGACGGGAAGGCAUUGGUAUCCAGUGGUCCGCGGCCCCCGCUAGGCCCGGGACCCCGACACCCACCCGGCCGGGAAGAGGCCGGGACCGCGCGCAGACGAGGACCCGCCGCCCGGCCCGGGGGAAGUCCCAGGGCGCGUACUGGCCGGCUCUGGUCCGAGGUGAGCCCGGGAGGGGGACGCGCCCACCGGAGGCGCGGCCCCGCGAGCUCCUGACCAAACCCACCCGGGUCUCGGGUCCUCUCUGGAGGCUGACGGCCGAAGAGGUGUCCUCCAGGAGCCAGCUCCAGGGCGGCGGGGCGGGCGCAAUCCCUGCGGUCGCGGAGGAUCCGGCCAGUAGCGGGGCGGGAGGGAGCCGUGGCGCGCCGCCAUGCGCCGGGCGCUGUAGCCGAAGGCGCCGGCCCGAUGGAGCGGGCCCGGGCGCGGGGGCUGCGUGGCGGCCGCGGCCCGCCGGGGCUCGGACUCGCGCUCGGGCUGGCGCUGCUGCUGGCGCGGCCGCCGUCGGGCCGCGCGGGGGCCCCCGAGGCGCAGGAGCCGGAGGCGCCCGGCACGUCGGCCCCGGCCGGGGGAGACCGCUGCCGCGGCUACUACGACGUGAUGGGUCAGUGGGACCCGCCCUUCAACUGCAGCUCGGGCGCCUACAACUUCUGCUGCGGCACGUGCGGCUACCGCUUCUGCUGCCACGACGGGCCGCGGCGCCUCGACCAGAGCCGCUGCUCCAACUACGACACGCCAGCCUGGGUGCAGACGGGCCGGCCGCCCGCGCGUGCCCGCGACGCCGCCGCGCCUCGGGACCCUGCCCGCGAGCGCAGCCACACGGCCGUCUACGCGGUUUGCGGCGUCGCCGCCCUGCUCGUGCUGGCCGGCAUCGGGGCGCGCCUGGGCCUGGAGAGGGCACACAGCCCGCGCGCGCGGCGCACGGUGACCAGGACACUUACAGAACUUCUGAAGCAACCUGGCCCCCUGGAGCCACUGCCUCCACCGCUGGGCCCACCCCUGGGUAGCUGUGUCCAGGUGCAGAUGGGUGAUGGCCUCCCUCGGGGCUCCCACCACAACAGCACCGGCAAGAAACGGCCCAACAACGUGCCCCUGGGUUCGGCGACACUGGGACCCCAGUGCGCCCCACGGUUGCAGGGCGGCGGUAGCAUGACGCUGCAGACAGACUACGCCAAGUACGCCACUCUCAAGGCAGCCGCGCUCAAGGCCACAGAGGCCUCCCCUCAGGACUUCUACCAGCGUUUUCCCGCGACGGAACCUGACCCGCUGACCCGCCCGGCGCGGGCCCGGCGGUCCCCCGAGGACUUGCCCGCGCUGCUCGACACCUGCCCCUGGGCUCCACCGGGCUACGCGCCCCCCGCCGGCCCCACCCCAUCGGGCCACUACAAAGCCUGGACAGCUGGCCGCCCGGCCCGGCCCGUCCCCCGCGGCCACCUGGCGGCUCACGCCUCCCCCGCGCCCCGGCGGCCGGGCCAGGCGCCCCGGCGCCAGUUCAGCGUGGAGAAGCUGCCCGAGGCCUUCAGCUCGCAGACCCCCGGCCUUUAUGGCAACGCCAGCCGCGGACCCAGGCACUUGAGCACCAACAGCAAAGCCGAGGUCACCGUGUGAGGACAGGGCCGCUGGUUCUCCAGAGACAAUGCAUUGCGGGGAGCCCUGUUUCCCCCUGGGGUUUGUCAGCGAUUGGUGUGGGGGCCCAGGCCACAGAAAGGAGGGGUGCUGUGGGAGGCCAGCCCUUCUGCCUGCCCAAACUGGACUGGGAGCCUGCAGGGCUAAGAAGAGGCCUCCCGGGUAAGGCCUGUGGUUCUGUCCUGGGGGCUCUAGGGCCCGGUUUCCUUGUGUAAAUAAACCCUUAUCCGUGGCUCCCAUCCCUGAGAAUAAAGGAGUCCCAGCAUGGCUCUGAAAGGCGCUGAUGGAAAGAGGCUUUGGUCAUUGACUAGACAGACGGCAGUACCAGCAGAGGGCACAGCGUGUGCAAGAGCAGAGGGCUGCUCCCAAAAGCUGGCGGGCAAGUGUUCUGGGAGCCAGGGAGAAGUGGCUGGAGAGGGUGGUCAGGGCUGAAUGCCAGGCUUAAUGUCCACACCAGUAGGAGCCAUGGGAGAGAGGGCAGUUAGGCCCCAGCCAUCUUGAGGCUAAUUAAGUACAGGAGAGAGGGCUGCUGGGUCCCUGAGGGUCCAUGUCCCUUACCAGUGCUGAGCCCCUCUAGCCGGUCACCCACUCUCCAGCUUGAGGUGGUUGAGCCUGGCUGAUCCUGACACUGUCUGGCCCUGGGCCGGCCCCUGGCCUGCAGGCCACUUGGCUAGCUUGGCCCAGGGCCACCCUCCUGAUGGAUGUGGGCAGUGGGCCGGAUGGACAGCUGGUGCUCGGGAUGGGGGAGCCUCCUCCCAGUAGCUACUCUAGGGGAAAUGAGUAUAGGGAUGCUGGACCCAGAGCCUUGGCAGUGCCCCCACUGGGGUGCUCACCCCACAAAUGCUUGGCAUUGCCAGCUCUCCUUUCUGCCAGGCAGGCUCCUAGCACCUGGCAGUGGCCCAGGGCAUUGGCAACAGCCUACGUGCCUCAAGUUUCUGUGCACCAGACACUGCUGGGGAGGUCGAGGGCUGGGUUAUGCCCUCAUUGUGUGACCUCAACAAAGCCACCCAGUUGGGCCUAUCUCCCUCCUGUGAAACCUAGGCACGGUAUGUAUACUGGUUCAAUACCAGUGGCCACCAUUUGCUGCUGUUUCUUCCACUUAAUCCUCACUGAAGUCCCAUGGGUGUGUGGCUUUACAGAUGAGGAAACUGAGGUCUUGAGACCUAAGUAUCUUGCCAAGGUCACCCAGCUGACUCCAAUUUAGGACUCUUCCAUAUUCCACUGCCAUAGUGAAUCUGGUGGUGAAAUGGCAGCCGCGGGCAGUCUCGGGGAGGAGGGAAGGUUAUGAACAUGUCUGUUGACAGGGAGGAGCCCCUGCUUCCCAGGGCACAGGCAGUCUGACUGCCCUCCUGCUGGCUGGGCUGCCCUGAGGGUCCCCAAACCCACCAGCUCUUCACUGGUAUGAGGGUCCACCUUGCUGUUUCUUAUGGCUAUUGAGAAAACCAAGGCCCAGAAACCCCAGGACAGAACAGAGCCCAGAGCUCACGGCCAUGCCUGCAGUGAGGACCCCCAUGGCUUCCAGGGGAGAAGGCCCUCACACCUUCAACCCAGGAUGGGGGUGGGUGCCCCUGGGACUAUUCUGCAGCUGUACAGAGCUGGGGGAGGAGGGUGGGUGCUGAGUCAUGGAUCCUGCAGAGACUCACAAAAGGAUUGGGUUCCUGGGCACACAUCAGCUACCCACAGCCACCCACCCUGGUGACACAGGCCCUGGCUGGGCUGUGCUGGGAGGUAGAUGUGACCUCUUUGCUCAUUCUGAGUCCCAGGGGCCCUGGAUCUCCAUCCCAGGGGGCCAGGCUGAGGCCACAGGUAUGGCCUCCACUGGGAAUGCUGCCAUAAUAAGUGGACAGGCACCAGCUACAGCUGCAACCCGCACUUCCCCCCGGGCUGCUCCGGCCUUGGGACAGCGUAGCCUGCUGUGAAUGCCCUUCAGAGAAGGGAGUGGUGGCUCAGAGAGCUGAAGGUCCUUGGCCCAUUUCUCAGCCGGGCCAGAUCACGGACCACAUGCACUUCAGCCCCCAAGCUCAUCCCCACGUGGUACUCCUGACCCCACCUCCCCACAGGGUCCAGCACUCUCCCAUCCCAGCACUCCUGGUGGUCUGGUUCCUCACUAGCCUCACAAGGCCCUCACCAUAAACUGGCAUUUUAUGCAUGUUGUAUCAUUCAAACUGGCCAACAGGCCUACAGGGACUUGGUCAAAGGCAGGGGCUGUCAGCCCCAUUCUGCACACAAGGAAGUGGAGGCUGAGGGGCUGCCCUCUCCCUAUCCCCUACGGGGCCCAGCUGGGAAGUACAGGAGCUGGACUUGGAUGUGACUUGCAGGCCACAUCCUCAGUUUCAAUGCCUCCAGGGAGAUGGGGAAACGAAGGUGUGGCCCUCCCAGUAGGGGAGAGGUCUCUCUCUAAAGGGUGAACACAGAAGGGCUUAGCACCCCAAAUCUCAAAGAACUGCUGCUGUCUGCUCAACAGUCAGCUCUAUGUCCUGCAUACAGUGACCUCUGACCCCAGCAACACCACCAACACCCCCUUUAUCCUAGGCCCAUCCCAGCCCUGGAGUGUUAGCCAAACAGCUGGCAUUGGAAGGAAGGAACCAGGUGCGUGGGCAGGCAAGGAGGGUCCAGCGGAGUGAAGCCUCCCAGGGGCCUCUCAGCAGAGGGAGGAGCUGUCCUCAGUCCCUGACCCACUGGAGGCCAAGGCAUGCAGCCACCUGGCUAGUCACCACAGCGGUCACGCCACAGACCCGCACACACCUCACGCUGGGUGGUACCAAUCUGUGUUUAUUGAAUAACCUACAUCCAGGACACAGUGAAUGAUUCCACAUCAAGGAAGCCAUAGGUGUAUCCCCCUUUUUAGUGAAAAAAACAAAACAAAACCCUCCCACCCCUAAACAAUAAGGAGAAAAGGCACAGUAUGUACACGUGACACAAAGGCUGGCUCGCCCAGCGGGCAAGGGCCAUAAAUGACAGUUGUGGGGGGGAGGGCCAAGCCAACUGUUCCAGCUUACACUCAGCAUCAGGGGAGCCCCUGUUGUGUGGACCCCCAGUCUGGGCUGGGGCCCUGGCCCACUUCCUAUCCCAAGCAGCCUGAGGGGCUGAGAAGCACAGGGAGGGAGGGAAGACAGCCCCUCUUAGCCUCUCAGCAGGCUCCGGGGCUCAGGCAGUCCUCAUGCCCUAGGAGAAAUGGCCUCGGGGAGGCACCAAGCCAGGGGACCCAGAAAAGUGGGACACUUUCCUUUCCAGGACCCUCUUCUAGGCAGGGGGCUUCAUUCCUAGUGCCAACCUUGGGCAAUACUGUGCCCACCACCAAAAGGGACUUGUCCCUGGGGAGGGGUUGGGGGCUGGUCCCUGCCAUCCUGGCUUCUUUUCAGGUCAAGAAUUAGGGGUAAAAACGGACUAUGGAGGUAGGAGUUGGGGUGGGAGUGGGCUGAGGACCCAUACUGAAGGCCCCUGGUCCCCAGUCCCAAUGGGUGGGUUCAUCUCUCUCAGCCCCCUGGGCCUACCCCGAGCUUGGGCUGACAUCCCAGGGGGCAGGGGAGUGGGAAGAACAGGACAAUUAAAUAAGAUACCGUUUAUUUUUUAAAAAAUUAAAAAAUAAUGCCGACAUUAUUUCAUCCAUCCCCAGGCCUGCCCCCUGCCUCCCACCCGCCUCCCCAGGGCUGGGCUCCCUCCUUCCCUGGCUGUCCUGUACAAUAAAGAGAAAACAAUGAACUGGCUUUGUCAGGCACAGGGGAGGGGGACAGAGACUCGCGGAGAGAAAUAAAGAUGCCACAGCAGCUUAGCCCUGCACCACGGCAACCCCAAGCACACUGAUAUAAAAACAUUCGUAUAAAAAGGGGGGCAUGCUGGGCACAGUGCCAAGAGUGAAGCACUGGUGCCCAGAGACCUAUGUUCCCCAGAGGGAAAGCCUGAUAAAAAACAAGGAAGCAGGAAAGGGGGGAGAGAAGUUCAGCGGAGAGAGCGUCUUGGGAGGACUGGAGGUGGGGCUGAGCAGCUUGGGAGCUCCCCCUGCUGCUUUAAGUCAGGGCACCCCCAAUUCUUGCCCUGCCCUGUCUUUCCUCAGGCCCACUGGGCCCUGGAUGUGGGCAUCUGCCCACAGUAGCUUUAAGGGGCUCUUUCCAGGGGCCCACUAGCCU